Molecule: messenger RNA, 1306 nt
Organism: Notothenia coriiceps (black rockcod)
Lineage: Eukaryota; Metazoa; Chordata; Actinopteri; Perciformes; Nototheniidae
Exons: 4
Coding region: 262-999 (245 amino acids)
Source: RefSeq, a predicted model, not a curated record
ACUAUUACUUGUUUGUCAUUUUGGCAACAUUUAAAUUAUCCAAGAUUCUGUCCAAGAACAAAUCUAAGAUCUCGUGCUAAGCAAUCAAACGAACGGGGUCUCUGAAGCCAAACCGCAGGGGGCGCUAGCUGUCACCAGAUAGCUGCUAGUUUAGACAUGACAGCAACGCUUGUUUGUUUUUGACUUCUUUUCUUUUUGACGCAACAUAGAUGUCACUUUGACUCUCUUCGAAUCACAACAUUGAAAAAUGAAAACUCAACCAUGAACUACAAUGAAAGUUAUUCUGUGAGCCCCAGGCAGCCCACCCUGCCUCCGGUCUCCAACAGGACCCUGACCCACCCGUCUUUCAUGCCUCUGUACCUGACUGCAGGACAGCACGCCGACUGUGCGAGCCUAACAGUCCUUCCCCUCGGCCCAGCAGAGUGUUUCUACUCUGAUCCCACCCUGGCCUGUGCAAGGAUCCCCAACGUAGUAAGUGAUUUGAGGGUUUUCGAGUGCUUCAAGCUCAACACUCCCCCACCAGUUAUGUCCCCCUGCCCGGCUCCACCUCCCUGUCCAGACCCAUUCAAAUUCGGACCAAAGCCCACCAGGAAUCUGGGCCACCUCACUCUGGAAAUCAACAACCUCCAGCCUGCAGUGCAGAAAGGCCAGGUUGUGCUCCAGCUGACCCAGGAGGAGGACCAGGCCAUCACUAACCUCCUGACACUGCACUACCAAGAAGAGCCUUCGCAGAUGGAUGAGACCCUUACCAGUGUCAACCCCAACUCGUUCUGUCAUCCAGAAACAAUCGACUUCACUGCAGCUGAAGAACUUUCCAAUCCCUUCCUUAGUGAUCUGCAAUAUCCAGGGGAAACCAUUGAGUUCCAGCAGGGAAGCUGUUGGUCAGAGACAGAGCUUGAUGCUGCCAACACACUCUUGAGCUGCUCUAGACUGGUGGAGCAGGAGGGAAUAACCCAGGGCCACAACAAAUCAUCAGUAACACUUCCAGGGAGAGGAUAAGGCACCUCUGUAGAGUUUACUAAUGUAAAGGACAUCUUCGAUUCUGAGGGAGAGGCUGUGCAUGUCCUCCUGAGCCUAGGAGACACAGGAUUAUUCUGAUAUAUUGUUGUCCCUGUGUGUUAACUUUACUACCUCAUUAUGCAAACCGCUGGUUGAUCUUGAUUAAUAUACUUCCUUGUUUUUCUUGGAUGAGAGUUAAUAUGUCAGUCUACAUUUGAGUUGCAUAUAUUUUCCUACUGUAAAAAUGAUGAAGCGUUGAGCUUAAAAGACACAUGUUUGUUUUAUUAAAAGCGUUACUGUUUUUGAA